GCCAGCAUGGAAGCAUCAGUCGCCUACGCUUUAUUUUUGCAUCGCCAGGAGCUGCAGCGUCGUCAGUUGCUCUACGUCCAAGUCUCCAAAACAAAGAUCCAACUUACCAAGGAGCUGAUAGCCGAGCAAAAGCAACGCCUCUCCACGUGUUCACCAGAAGAUCUGCAGAUCCUAAGCAGAGAGACCCAGUUCAAGCGGCAACUUCAGCAGAAACUUAAGCACCGGAACAAGCAACUAAAAGCCAUUGCCAAGCAUCAGGAGAGGAGAGGUUGAGUGAAAAAGGAUAUUAAGACUUCCCUCAGGCUUUAAUUAGUUUUAGCUUAGCAUUAGCAAAUGAUGUGUGCCUUUCCGUCGUCUAGUUUAGUUUUAGCUCAAAGAAAUAAAAUUUCCUAUGCA
This is a messenger RNA of Drosophila eugracilis, 396 nucleotides long. RefSeq lists its product as uncharacterized. The record is from RefSeq and is a predicted model, not a curated record. The coding region runs from base 7 to 273 and encodes 88 amino acids. Lineage: Eukaryota; Metazoa; Arthropoda; Insecta; Diptera; Drosophilidae. The transcript has a single exon.